CGCUUCUCAACUCGCUUCUUUCACAAACCCGAAACGUAGCCUUCUCAAUCUCACAACAAUUUACCGGAAACAAGCCAAUCUUCUCCGUCAUCUCAAACCAAGUUUUACACUCAGAAAAUGCGAUCCGAUCACGAAUACCACUCAUCAUGAUCCAGAAUCCUCUCAAUAACGAAGCUCUUGAGAUCGAUGAGUUCGACCAAGCAAACAACCUCGUGGCAACAUAUAUCAAAAGCCCAUCAACGCAUUCGGGAAGCAGGAUUGAUGUUAUUGUUCCCAAGAAUUCAAACAGCUAUGCGAGGAGCAUCUUGAAUGCGUUCUUGCCUGCGGGAUACCCGAACAGUGUUACGAAAGAUUACCUUGAGUACCAGAUCUAUGACUCAUUACAAGCCUUCUCAAGCUCGAUCGCGGGGAUGCUAUCAUCCAGAGCAGUGCUUGAAGGCAUUGGCGUGGGAGACUCACAUGCGUCUCCAACUGCCGCUCUUCUCCUCACGGUCCUUCAAGAAAGCAUAGGCCGAAUUGCCACCAUUCUUUUCGCUCAUAGACUCGGAACGUCACUCGAGCCUGAAUGCAAAAUGUACCGUCUAGCUGCCGACAUUUUCAACGAUGCUGCUAUGCUUUUAGAUUGUCUUUCGCCUGCGUUGCCCAAAGCUUCGAGAGUAGUGUUGUUGAGCCUGUCCAGUGUACUUCGUUCGCUAUGUGGAGUUGCUGCUGGGAGUUCCAAGGCUUCAUUAAGCGCUCAUUUUGCAACUCAAGGGAAUCUUGGGGAGCUAAAUGCUAAAGACUCAAGUCAAGAAACCGUCAUAUCGUUGAUGGGAAUGUUGGCAGGAAGUCUCGUCGUCUCCUAUAUCUCGUCUAAAUGGGCAACCUGGACAGCAAUGAUCUUUCUUCUUGCCAUCCAUCUUGGGACGAACUACUUUGCCGUCAAGGCAGUAUGCAUGCGAACGCUCAAUCGACAACGCGCCAAUCUUGUGUUCUCAAGUUUACUUGAACAGCUUGACAACGAUGAGACUAAUUACAGCAAUGACAGCAACCUGAGCAGAGAAGACUUGCCUCGGUUGGUGUGUCCCACUCCGGAAGAAGUACGUCUUCAAGAGCGAGUGUUUGAAAGAGAUGGUGUCCUGAGGUGGAAGGGAGGAAUACUUGGUUAUUGUAAGCUAGGAGUCGAUCUUAAUACUGUGCUUCGUUGUUUCGGCCGCCCUGGUCGCGCGACGGGCAGCUACAGCGGAACUCAAUUGCUUGAAUUCUCAAAGCUGCUGGACAUUUUCAAGGACUGUGGUUACAUUGUGUGGUAUGAUCAGUCGAGGAUGACCUUUCUAAUUGUGCUAGAGGGGGAUGCAAGCCCAGUCACUCUGCUAAAGGCUUGGAUGUUUGCUCUUCAAUUUGCAAAGUACGGCAAGAUAGAGGGUAGGUCGCUGAUUGAAGCACUUGAGGAUACACGGGCAUAUUUGGCACCAAUUGAGAGAGAAAUCAUAGAUUGCCUUGAUCAGAACUGGGAUCUAGAAGUCUCAGCUAUGGAAACGCAGUCAGGGACAAGAAUCAGGAUGAAGGAAAACAAGCGGUAGCUGAGAAUGUUUGAGAAGGGAUUGAAGCAAACUUCUAGUCUCUUGAAAUUUUUUCAUAACUGUGUUUCACUGUUGUUCAGGGUGUCUCUUUGGACUCGCCAUUGGUCUUCCUGUCCUUCUCGUUUUGAGGUCAACAC
Messenger RNA from Hyaloscypha bicolor E, 1699 nucleotides. RefSeq names its product DUF647-domain-containing protein. The transcript has 7 exons. The coding region runs from base 147 to 1562 and encodes 471 amino acids. The record is from RefSeq and is a predicted model, not a curated record. NCBI's taxonomy places the organism in Eukaryota, Fungi, Ascomycota, Leotiomycetes, Helotiales, Hyaloscyphaceae.